AAAUUUUUGUACUCAAUCAUCAAGACAACCAUGACUUCUAAAGUGAACACUUAUAAUACCUUCGCCAGCAGUAAUAAAUCUUUUGGAUAUAAAGGCCGAGAACCAGAGAGAGCUUCACAUCGAUAUUGUGGAGUGAAGAGAAAAAGAUCAAAUACUUUUGCAGAGACUACCGACACUAUGUUUCAACCAAAGUUAUCCAGAAGCAAGCUCUCAGCCUUUUUGGGUGAAGAGUUGCCUUUAAAGAAAAAUUUGAGCAAAUCUCCGCUUCUUCAGACAGACCGAGAAUUUUCCGAGAUUCCAGUGGGGUCUUUCUUGACGAAUUUAAAAACUCGAGGAAGAGUUUUAUCAUCGAUUUCAGAGCAGACAAUGCUGUCUACAAAUGCUCAGAGCUUCUCGAAGUACUGGCAGUUGUCACAGAAUUUGUCUAAUAAUCCAUGGUCACAACAUUUGUCCCCUCCAGUGACCUCCCCGCUCCUCUCAGUGUUUGUCAAGACUCAAAACCAUGAGAAUGAGUUCAAGCUGAAUGGUGCUACCAAGCAUGAAGAGAUCCAUUCCAGAUUUGAUAUGAAAUUGAAUGCAUCUGAGCCCUCAUCUCCUUCUCAUUCCCCGGGGAGAACCCUGGAGAAGCUAGAAAGAUCUCUUAAGGAGGAUAGAUCCUCCCAGUGACGACAGCAUAAGUAUGGUUCCCAGAUCAGUGGCAACCAGGUGACUUGCAAGUGUUGCAAUCAGCUAGACUAUAGCACUCUGCCAAUCAGAGGUACAAGAGAUAGUUCUCAACUCUAUUUGUGCGCCAAGUGUAGUUCUGCUCUUGAAAAAAAGCAGGAUUAUGCUAGCACUCAUAAUGGGACUGCUUGUAUUUCUGACAAGGGGCUUAAUCUAGUUGAGUUCACCUGUCACCAAGGGCAUUCCUGGACAGUGAAUAUUCAUAGAGGAUAUAAGAACUGGUGCUCCACCUGUAUCAAACUUGCUAAAGAAGAACAGAAGAAGAAGUAUAAAAGCAAGAGAAAUAUCAGAAACAAGAAGAACGCUCAAAAGCAAAAGAAAGUUUUUGAAGAUGCUAAGACAAGAUGCUUGGCUAAUUCACAGGUUGAGCUUUCAAGCCAGUUUGGAAGUGUAGAGGAACUGUUUUCCUCGGAAAACAAUUCCUUUUUCCCUGAAGCCAAAAUCAAGGCAGAAGCUUACUUUGAUCAGCCAGAGGCAUCAAAAACUUGUACAUUUGAGCAAGCACUCUGUGUUUAUAAAGUACUUGAGAUAGAUGCUGAUAGGGCUAGACUCAUUCUAAACAGAAUGUCUCCUAGCUCUAAGAAGGUUGGAUAUAAGAAGCUGGUCUUGAGUCUUCAUCCAGACAAAAAUAGACAUCCUUUGUCCAAUGAGGCUUUCCUCAAAGCUUCGGAGUUAUUCAAUAGCUCCUUCUAAAUCACCUAUAAUUAUUAUCGAAUUAGAGUUCA
This is a messenger RNA of Moneuplotes crassus, 1448 nucleotides long. NCBI's taxonomy places the organism in Eukaryota, Ciliophora, Spirotrichea, Euplotida, Euplotidae. The record is from the annotation of a GenBank genome assembly.